Molecule: messenger RNA, 1173 nt
Organism: Aaosphaeria arxii CBS 175.79
Lineage: Eukaryota; Fungi; Ascomycota; Dothideomycetes; Pleosporales
Exons: 5
Coding region: 1-1173 (390 amino acids)
Source: RefSeq, a predicted model, not a curated record
AUGUUUGUUAUUGGUGGUGGUGUGUGGUCGAUAAUUAUGGAAGCCGCCUCCAACAAAAUAGCCAUGACGAAACGGGACCGCAAUAAGGACCGAGAUUCUGGAAACACGUCGUUCAAUAUUCAGAGGGAUGGGUUCAGUACGACUGUAAAUGUGACAGUCAACGUUCAAAGCAUCCCAAACCAGACCAACCAUCAGACCGAACCAACAUCCGGAAACAAGGCGAACCGGAAAAGGAAACCUCAUCGGCUAAACAAGAAGGCCAGGAAAGCCCUCAAGCUGGAGAAAGAGAGACAAGAUGCAGCUCUCCAGUCUGAUGCCGCCCAGGUUGCUGGGGGUUGGGACUCUGAUAAUGCGUUUCUGGCUGAUGGCCAGACGCACGAUCCCGAGUCCUCCGCUACAAGACCGUUCCCAGAUGACAGAGUGGAUCAGGGUACAACACCUUCCUUAGGAGCUCAAAUCAGCUACGACACAACACCGCUCCCAGAUGACAAAGUGGACCAGGGUGCAACACCACCUUCAAGUGUGCCGUGCCCUAAUAACAAGGUUAUGUUAGGAGAACAAGCAAACGAAGGAUGUGUCAAACCAUGCAAAGGUCCAGGAGAUGUUGCCAUUGCUACAAUAUCAGGUCAUCACAACAGCAACAUUGAUCUUGAUAACAUCAACCCACUACUCAAAUACUAUACGUCACCUUGCAAAGGUCUAGGAGAUGUUGCCAUCACUGCAGAUAACAACAAUCCCGGUAACAACAAUCCCGGUAACUACGACCCCAGUAACGAUAUUCCAUCACCAGACGAUUAUGGUACAGGAACCACCAGCAACCCUAUCAAGGUCAAGGACACACCAAUUCAACGGCUAGAAGUGCACAUGCUCACGACGUAUCGUCUAGAAGUGCAAGAUCUCCUCCAUGUGAGACUCACUUCAGGACCUACUGGUGACAUCUACCGCAGCAUACCAAGGAUCCUUUUCAAUUGUGACCAAAUUGAUCCUAAUUGGGAUGCUUUUCGGGUACCUAUUGGAGAUUCCGGAAGAACAACAAUACUCACUAUUCCUGAUAUCCUGUCUCUACAACCUCAAGGUUUGCUUACCAUUGGAAUCUUAGAUUUUGCGAUUGAGUUUGAGUGCGCCAGCGACGCAGAUAAAGGAGCUGUGGCAAUAAUUAUGAACUCAAGUUAA